AUGGCAUCCUACGCGAGCACAAUUUUGCAACCCCUCGACUUUGAGAAAGUCGCGUGGGGUGUGAGCAUUUCAACCAUAGGGGUCGCGUUUUUGGUCAGUGGACGUUCCAUCGUGAGAAACCUGGUCGUCGACCUUCUUUCCGCCAUUUGCGACUGGUACUUGCAAUGGAAGUUCAUCAUCCGUAACGAAAACCGGACGGCGAGCAUGCCAUCCUUGCCCUAUCGUUGGCCAAACGGCAAUGGAGACGUUGCCAAGUUUCUCCAAGGUCGUGAGAAGGCCGAAGAGUGGCUCGCAAAAUAUGGCUCGAUCUACCGGAUCUGGUCCGGAUCCACUUCUGAGGUGGUCAUCUCUGAUCCGGAGCAUCUCAAAGUAGUCUUCAAGGAUUCCGAUCAGCACCUAAAAGCUAUCAACAACGACUCAGGAUACCUCAUGAGUCAGAUUCUUGGGCAAUGUGUCGGUCUGCUCAGUGGGAAAGCCUGGCAAAGCCUUAGAUCGCAGAUGGAGGUCCCCUUUUCUCACAUGGCAAUCGCAAACGACGCGCCCAUAAUUCGCCAGCAGACCAUCAAGUUCGUCGACAAGUUGCGCAAAAAGGGAGACUUCCAACAUGGAAUCUUCGAUCCAGCCCGAGAUCUCAGCUUCUAUCCUUUCCUGGUUGUGGCAACGCUGCUGUAUGGAGAGCUAGACGAUAUCGACGUCCAGUGGCUGGGGAAGAUUGCCCCUAACCGCCAGAAGCUCUUCACAUAUGUCAUCAAGGGAGGACUGGGAAGAUUUUGGCUGUCAAAGUACCUCCCGACCAACGCUAACAAGCUCCUUGGAGAGUUCCAACAAGAGUGGAGGGCCUUUAACGAAAGCAUGUACAAGAAGGCAAUGGCUGGAGGGGCGAAUGCGCCGAUGACAGCUCUCUGGGAGCAAUCUCAGAGGGGGGAGAUGAGUGAGGUGCAGCUGCUCCAAACACUAGAUGAGUCUCUUUUUGCAAAUUUGGAUGUCACCACCGGAGCCAUUUCGUGGAACUUCAUCUAUUUGGCCUCAUCUCUCCAGGAUCAGACUCGACUGACGGAGGAAGUGAGGCGUGAGGCAGGCGCUGAUGAGACUUCGUGGAAUGCGUACAUUGCCAGAAGCGACACGUUUCUUGCAGCAUGUAUCAGCGAGUCUUCUCGUCUGCGUCCAGUGGCACCAUUUUCCAUCCCGCAAGCUCCCCCAACAGACCGUAAGGUGGGCGAUUGGGUCGUCUCUGGAGGCACGAUGGUGAUCGUGGAUACCUACGGGCUCAACAUGCGUAAUCCAUUCUGGGGAAACAACAGCCACCAGUACAUGCCCGAGCGUUUCCUGGGUAUCAAGGCAUCUCAGCUGCGGUACAAUAUGUGGCGCUAUGGCUUUGGACCCAGACAGUGCAUGGGCAAGUACGUCGCCGACCGAAUGGUGCGAAGCAUCGUCGCGCUCCUCAUCCGGGACUAUCAGGUGGAGUUGCAGCCGCAGGACAAGGGCAUCGACUAUUCGGUCAACCCAGACGAGUGGAUUACACACCCAGAUGUGAGGUUGAUCUGCAAGGAGAGAAAAGUGGCUGCUUGA
Ramularia collo-cygni is the source of this 1569-nucleotide messenger RNA. Its product is annotated as related to trichodiene oxygenase cytochrome P450. The transcript is spliced from 7 exons. Gene Ontology annotation, molecular function: monooxygenase activity; heme binding; iron ion binding. The record is from RefSeq and is a predicted model, not a curated record. NCBI's taxonomy places the organism in Eukaryota, Fungi, Ascomycota, Dothideomycetes, Mycosphaerellales, Mycosphaerellaceae. The coding region runs from base 1 to 1569 and encodes 522 amino acids.